AUGUCCGCGAGCUACCCUUCUCCUCACCCAGCACCCGAAAGCCCUCUGUCGCCUAGUCAAAAGCUUGCCCUGCACCUCAACGGACACGCGCAGUCUAUGGACGGUAGACAAAACGACUACUCGCAGCCAGAUCAAGCAUCUGCUGCGCAAUAUCCUGCGGCCUCCGAUCCUCGCUCCGCCAACUUCUCUUCUUCUGCCACUCCCACCUCCGAGUACGGCAUCAAUCCUUCCUCCGCGCGUUCAGGCUCCUUCCCGGAUUACGUUCAACGAGGACACUACCCACCAGCUGGUCAGCCGCCGCAAGCAGGAAAUAUGGCGCAAGCAACAAGUCCGUCCAUGCCUCUGCCAGAUGGCAAUGCCAACAGCAACGCGCAAAGCAACAAGUCUGACCCCGAAGUACCUAUAGAUCCUUCGAUAGCCGCGGCCGCGUCUCCUACCUACCCUCCUCACGGUCAAUAUUCUCCCUACCCGCCACAGCACGAGAUGUCCCACUACGGUGCGCACCCGGCGCCCGUCUACGGACGUCCCGAUCAGUGGGGUUCUCACUACCCCGGCAUGUACGGACACGCGCCCGUCACUACGGGCCCUCCGGCGCCCUCAAUGGUCUCGCCGGUGCAGCGCCCGCCAACGGGCGGCCACCCCCUCUCUACCGUUUACUCUUUCGUCCCGAUCCCGGGCGCACAGCAACAUAAGCGUCCACGUAGGCGUUACGAGGAAAUCGAGCGCAUGUAUAAAUGUGGUUGGAAUGGGUGUGAAAAGGCAUAUGGAACGCUUAACCACCUUAACGCGCACGUCACGAUGCAAUCGCACGGUCAAAAGCGCACGCCAGAAGAGUUUAAGGAAAUCCGCAAGGAAUGGAAGGCCAAGAAGAAGGAGGAGGAGGCUCAACGCAAAGCCGAGGAGGAACGCCAACGCCAGGCGGAACAGCAGCGCCAGGCACAGAACAACGAAGCCAACAACAGCAACCCUGAGACGCCUAUUUACGGCCAGCCUCGCGCCAUGGCCCAGCCCGUGCAGAUGGGUGGUCCCCAACUUCCUCCUAUAGGCUACGCUCCUGCGGCAAGUGGUCAGGCGCCAGCGCAGUAUGGCACGCAGAGUCCCAGCGCUAUUGGAGAGAUGGCUCAGUAUGCCGCCGCCAACCCACAGAUGUACCCGAGCAGUGCGUCUAAUGCGAGUAGCAGCUACCCACAGUCGCCCUACACGCAAGGCCAGACCAUGUACCAACAGCCCGCGGAUAACGGAUCGAACUUCCAGCAGUAG
This is a messenger RNA of Lasiodiplodia theobromae, 1260 nucleotides long. Its product is annotated as Zinc finger C2H2-type protein. The transcript is spliced from 5 exons. NCBI's taxonomy places the organism in Eukaryota, Fungi, Ascomycota, Dothideomycetes, Botryosphaeriales, Botryosphaeriaceae. The record is from RefSeq and is a predicted model, not a curated record. Bases 1 to 1260 code for a protein of 419 amino acids. Gene Ontology annotation, biological process: regulation of DNA-templated transcription.